AUGCAGGACUCGGACGCGCCCAUGCGCGCCACCAUCGAGUACGACAACGGCAAGACGCUCAUGGCGCAGGGACCGCAGGCGCUGCACGACCACGUCGCCUCCCGCAUGGAGAAGGCGCUCGGCAAGAGCCUCCCGCAGAUGGAGGUGCGCUUCAAGGACGUCUCCAUCUCCGCCGACAUCAUCGUCAAGGACGAGACCGACGUCAAGGUCGAGCUCCCCACGCUGAUCAACGUCAUGAAGACAGGUUUCCGCGAGAUGCGCUCCAGCAAACACGUCGUCAAGAAGCAGGUGCUCAAGAACGUCAGCGGCGUCUUUAAGCCCGGCACUAUCACGCUCGUGCUGGGCCAGCCGGGAUCGGGCAAGUCCUCGUUCAUGAAGCUGCUCAGCGGCCGCUUCCCCAACGACAAGAACGUCACGAUGGAGGGCCAGGUGACCUACAACGGCACGCCCGCCACCGACAUGCAGAAGCACUUGCCCCAGUUCGUGUCGUACGUGACGCAGCGCGACGGGCACUACUCGCUGCUCACCGUCAAGGAGACGCUCGAGUUCGCGCACGCCUGCACCGGAGGCGGCCUGUCGAAGCGGGACGAGCAGCACUUCACCAACGGCACGCCCGAGGAGAACAAGGCCGCGCUCGACGCCGCCAGGGCCAUGUUCAAGCACUACCCGGACAUCGUCAUCCAGCAGCUCGGACUCGACAACUGCCAGAACACCAUCGUGGGCGACGCCAUGACGCGCGGCGUGUCCGGCGGAGAGCGCAAGCGCGUGACCACGGGCGAGAUGGAGUUCGGCAACAAGUUCGUCAUGAUGAUGGACGAGAUCAGCACGGGCCUCGACAGCGCCGCCACCUUCGACAUCAUUACCACGCAGCGCAGCAUCGCCAAGAAGUUCCGCAAGACGGUGGUCAUCUCGCUGCUGCAGCCGUCGCCCGAGGUCUUCGAGCUCUUCGACGACGUCGUCAUCCUGAACGAGGGCCACGUCAUGUACCAUGGUCCUCGCGCCGAGGCGCUGGGCUACUUCGAGAGUCUCGGCUUCAAGUGUCCUCCGCGUCGCGACGUGGCCGACUUCCUGCUGGAUCUCGGCACGGACAAGCAGGCGCAGUACGAAGUUAAAGCCCAAGGACGCACCAUCCCGUGCACUUCAAGCGACUUUGCCAACGCGUUCGAGCGCUCGUCCAUCUACCAACAAGUGCUGGCAGACCUCGAAGACCCCGUGUACCCCGGGCUCGUCCUCGACAAGGAGACGCACAUGAACACCCAGCCCGAGUUCCACCUGAACUUCUGGGACAGCACCGCGUUGCUCGUGAAGCGACAGAUGAGGGUGACAAUGCGCGACUCGGCAGCGCUCAUGGGGCGCUUGUUCAUGAACACCAUCAUGGGCCUGCUGUACGCGAGCGUCUUCUACCAGUUCAACCCGACGAACUCGCAGCUGGUCAUGGGCGUCAUUUUCGCGUCGGUUCUGUGCUUGUCGCUGGGCCACUCCGCGGAGAUCCCGACGAUCAUGGCUGCGCGCGAGGUGUUCUACAAGCAGCGCGGGGCCAACUUCUUUCGGACGUCGUCCUACGUGCUCUCGAACUCGGCCAGUCAGCUACCUCCGAUUAUCUUGGAGACCGUGGUGUUCGGCUCCGUGGUCUACUGGAUGUGCGGCUUCGUGGACACCAUCGGGGCGUUCCUGCUGUUCCUCGUCAUGCUGUGCGUCACGAACCUCGCGUUCACGGCGUUUUUCUUCUUCCUGGCGUCGGCGUCGCCGAAUUUCAACGUGGCCAACCCGAUCUCCAGC
Molecule: messenger RNA, 1779 nt
Organism: Phytophthora sojae
Lineage: Eukaryota; Oomycota; Peronosporomycetes; Peronosporales; Peronosporaceae
Exons: 1
Cellular component (GO): membrane
Molecular function (GO): ATP hydrolysis activity; ABC-type transporter activity; ATP binding
Source: RefSeq, a predicted model, not a curated record